Messenger RNA from Dermacentor silvarum, 3542 nucleotides. RefSeq names its product zwei Ig domain protein zig-8-like. Bases 537 to 1601 code for a protein of 354 amino acids. Gene Ontology annotation, biological process: synapse organization. Gene Ontology annotation, cellular component: neuron projection membrane. Lineage: Eukaryota; Metazoa; Arthropoda; Arachnida; Ixodida; Ixodidae. The record is from RefSeq and is a predicted model, not a curated record. The transcript has 6 exons.
GAGCGAACGCGGCUGUGCUCAGCGCCGAGAGCGCCCCAGAUUCCGUCGCCGAGGUGCCACCGGGAAAGAAAAAAAAAGUUUGCGCGCGCGCUUCGCGCAAUUUAACGGUGAACGUGCGUGCGCGAAAUAAUAGGAGGAGUGGGAGUGAUAUUCACGAGCAGAGUGCGCCAUUCUUAGUGGGGACUCUCCUUCAUUUCCCGUUAUCCUAUUAUUUCCUUUGCUUGGUCAAGGCUAGUGACCCCGUCCUUUACGUCAUGCCCAGGGUAGCUAAAGUAGUUGCCCCCGGCGCUGACGUCAGCGGAUUACACGCAAGACUGUGACGAAUGGAUUAACUGUGUCUCAUCGCCGCCUCCGACGGGAUCGGCUGCACCCACGCCAAAAGCCGGGAGUGUAUUGGAAAACUGCUCCGGAUUAUGUGACGUGCUUUGAGUCGCGCUUCAGCAGCGAUUGGCCUGCCGUCGACGACCGGGAUAGUCCCAUGGGGGGGCUCUAGACAUUCGGGGGGUGCCGCUUCUGGGCCUGCACCUGCUGCCACGAUGUCUCCGCUGACGCUGUUCACUAACCCUGCGGCGGGUGGGACACGGUCGGCCCACGGCGCCGCUCAGACAGUGGGCCUCUGGGCCAUUCUCAGUUCCCUUGCUGUGCUGACAUUUAUGGUGCUUACACUAGCGACCGUCGACGAGGACGGUCCUGCGCCGAGCCGUAGGCCGCAUGUCGAUGCCCCAACGUCGUCUCCCGAAGACUCCAGGAACACGGGUUUGAAGGUAGCGUCGCGCCGCGUUCGUUCGGCCGAGGCAUCGCUUGUGUCAGCGCCGGAGAUCUUGAACCCCAAGCUGUUCCCGGACAUUGAGCAGCCGGCGUUCGACAACAGUACGCCACGCAACGUCACCACGCAACAAAUGCAGACCGUGUAUCUGCACUGCAUAGUCAACAAUCUCGGUGAAAGGACGGUGUCCUGGAUCCGCCGCCGCGACUUCCACGUGCUCACGGUGGGUUUGACAACGUACACAGCUGACGACCGGUUCCAGGCGGUGCACAUGGACCGCUCCGAGGAUUGGAUGCUGCAGAUCAAGCGCGUCCAGCCCACCGACGCCGGAGACUACGAGUGCCAGAUCAACAUGCACCCGCUCAUCUCCUACUUUGUGCGGCUGACCGUGUUGGUGCCACGCGCCCGGAUCCUGGAGGCACCGGAGCUAUUCAUCAACAGUGGCUCGUCUAUCAACGUGAGCUGCGCGAUCGAGCACAGUCCCGAGCCGCCAGUGUUUGUGUUCUGGUACCACAACGACCGCGUUAUCAACUACGACGAGACGAAGGGCGGCCCGGGACACAUCUCGGGCGCCAAGCGCCCUCCCGACGCUUACAUCAGCAGCCUCUUCAUACGCAACGCCCGGCCACAGGAUUCCGGCAACUACACCUGUGGUCCGUCAAACGCCGACUCCACAAGUGUCGUGGUGCACGUGCUCAACGGUGAGAAGAGAGCCGCCAUGCAGCACGACUUCUCGCCAUCGCGGGCCCUGCUUCCGGUCUCGGUUGAGGCGAGGCUGGUGCUCUGUUCCCUGUUCACGACGCUAGGCGUCGCCUUCAGGCUCACCUCUUCUUGACCGUCCUGCGUGACCAAACUCGCCACGUUUCUUCAAAGCUUCAUCGCUGUCCGUCCAAACUCACAGGCCCCCAAGAGAGGUCUGGCCGUCUCAGCAAAAGCUCAUAAGGGUUGCUGGGUGCCGUUCAAGCGCAUCCAAUCAUUUCCACCCCAGCGUUCUUGCUAAAAGACAGUGUCCGUGUUUGUGCGUGAUGUGAUGGAGCGACUGAGCACUCGUGGUUCGUCCAGCCCGGUGAGCAGCGCUGGACCUGCAGUGCGCCAGCUCGGCACCCGCACGCAGCAGGGCAGCAGCACCGGAGAGUCGCCGAAACGGUGCUCUUGUAGCUGGGACGAUUUUGUGACGCCACGUACGAAAGUCGGUGGACGCUAAGUGGACUUACUGGAAGCCACGUCCUAGCGAUGCACCUAGACUGCGAACCAUACAUAACCUGUGCGUCACACGUUUCGCUGGCUGACAACGUACAUUCCAGGACGCUCGAACUGUGCGGAGAUUCUCUAACCAUUUGCGGUCCCUGCGCCGAGAGCUCUUCUAGUCAUUAGUGAGAAGUCAAAUAAAAAUGAGAAAAGCGGGAUGGCAUUGCGCACUAAUGACCUGGUGGUAGAAAUUUGUCAUAACUACGUUACGCUCUUGUAUUGUAACCACAUUUAUUUUCGGAUGGGAAAGAAAGGAAGAAACAGACAGUUUUAGAAUGUCGACUUUAUUCAUCAGCGUCAAGCAUUACAGGCGGUAUUCUGACGGAGUCGACAAAGCUACAAAUGCAUUUUGUCACGAAACAACUUGUGGUUGACCAUUCAUGACCCUAUUUGCUUUUGUGGUGCCGACCCGUUUAACAGUGAAAUAGAACUGCACCAUGCUUAUGCCCUUUCAUACGACCUUGUUCCUAAUAACGCUGCGACUUUUUUUACCUGCAGAACCGUACUGGUAUCCCUACGCUCGUUACAAAGUGAGAUUUUUAUUCAACGGCAUACUAUUUCCGCGAACGCACUUCCUAAAGUUAAGAGAAGAAUGUUCAUCGUCAUGCGUCACUUGAUUGUUUAUCCAAGAAAAAAUAACUUCAUCUGCCAUAGUUUCUUACUGGCACACAGAGUAACCUUUACUGGACCGCAAAAGCUUCACCCCACACAGGAAGUUCCGCUACGUGCCCUGGAUCUUGCAGUCCAUUUAUCGCUGAUGGUCGGCUAUGUCUGAAUGCUCGUUCUACUGUGCUCGCGCUUACAUUCUGCACGUAAAAGUUUUUACGUCGCAACGAGUUUAAUUUGAAAAUAUAUGAGGAAGCCUGUCCAAGAAAUUUCCUCUUGAUGUGUAAUCGAGAUAAAGGGCUCCUUUGAGUGGUGAAGCAGAAAAGGUUUUUUUUUUCUUUGCCUUUAAAGAAACUGCUUGUCGGAUACAUGAGCGGUUCGUGUUACCUUUUAGCAGACCACUUCCUAGCAUUGUAAGUAACAUCUGUUCCUAUGAUGAAGACCUGCUCGCGCUACAAAAAUACAUUAGGACCCGCUUAAAGAAAAGGAUAUUGCCAAAAAGGGACGUCCGAAAGACGAAACGGGCAAAGGGAUGACGCCCGUUUCACAUUAUUCCUACGUCCACAAAUAUCGUGUUAUUUUGUUAGUUUCUAUCGAAGAGACGGAACCGGGCGCAUGUGUCAUCAACUCGUGCGUUGUGCAAUGGCAUCUCUCCUUUCUAUAAAGUGGAUAAAUGAGAUGAGGAUGUUCUGGUCAGGAUAUUUGUAACUAAAUGACUUGUUCUUCAUCGUUUGCCUCAUGUAUAUACUAUUUAAGGGUGAGCACGUUCUGAAACUGUUUUUGAGAACGUCGGUUAAGAGUCAUGUUUAACACUUCAUGUAAAAAAAAGAGUUAGUUAAGUAGAUGUUGGUUGUACAUACAUGGUCACACAUUUUUGUGAAAGAAUAACUGUUGAGACUUUGUAAAUAAAGAAAGCUAUGUU